AUGUCAUCAUCACCAGACUUCAAGAUUACCAACCUCUUUGACGUCGAGGGCCUAAAGGUCCUCGUGACUGGCGGCGGAACGGGUAUCGGCCUAAUGAUCGCCCGUGCCCUCGCUGUCAACGGUGCAAAGGUUUACAUCACCGGCCGUCGCGAAGAUGUGCUCAAGUCCUCCGCCGAGCAACAUAGUGCCGACGCCGAAGGCGAGAUCAUCCCCAUCACCGGCGACGUAACAGACAAAGCCUCCAUCCAGGCCCUCCUAGACGACUUGAAACAAAAGGAAGAACACCUCGACAUCCUCAUCAACAACUCCGGUAUCGCCGGCCCAGGCAUCGACAACGCUGCAAAAGAAGCCACCCCCCUCGCCAAAUCCAUGUGGGAAAACGACUACGAGGAGGCUCUCUCCGUGUUCAAGGUCAACGUUCUCGGAUACUACUUUGUCAGCGCCGCGUUCAUUCCAUUGCUGAAUAAGUCUCCCAAUCACCCACAGAUUAUCAACAUCACUUCGAAUGCGGCGUUUGGGCGGGUAGCUAUGGCUGGGAUUUUGUAUUCGUGUACGAAGGCCGCUUCCACUCAUCUCACCAAGAUGCUGGCUACGCAUUUGAGUGGUACCAACAUCCGUGUCAACGCCAUCGCACCCGGUCUCUUCCCCUCCGAACUCACCGCCGGCGACUCAGAGAAGGACAACCGUUCCGAUCUCAAGGGUGACACGCAGGGUAUCGACAUUCCUACUGGAAGACCAGGUACGGAGGAAGAGAUGGCUACGACGGUGUUGUACCUUGCGAACAAGAAGCAGACGUACACCUCGGGGAGUGUCGUAUUCAUUGAUGGUGGGGUGCUGACGAGGAUGCCGAGCACGUACUAG
This is a messenger RNA of Saitoella complicata NRRL Y-17804, 861 nucleotides long. RefSeq names its product NAD(P)-binding protein. Gene Ontology annotation, molecular function: oxidoreductase activity. Bases 1 to 861 code for a protein of 286 amino acids. NCBI's taxonomy places the organism in Eukaryota, Fungi, Ascomycota, Saitoellomycetes, Saitoellales, Saitoellaceae. The record is from RefSeq and is a predicted model, not a curated record. The transcript has 3 exons.